AUGGUGUCGUGGAUGAUCUCGAGGAUGGUCGUCCUCGCCUUCGGCACGUUGUACCCAGCAUACGCGUCAUACAAGGCUGUCAAAACGAAAAAUGUAAAAGAAUAUGUUAAGUGGAUGAUGUACUGGAUAGUAUUCGCCUUAUUCUCCACAGCAGAGACAGCCACAGACUUGUUCCUAUCAUGGUUUCCUUUUUACUUCGAGUUGAAGAUCGCAUUUGUGAUCUGGCUUUUGUCCCCAUACACCAAGGGCUCCAGUGUUCUUUAUCGCAAGUUUGUCCACCCAACCUUGUCCAACAAGGAGAAGGAGAUAGACGAUUACAUUGCACAGGCCAAAGACAGAAGUUAUGAGACGAUGAUGAGGUUUGGCAAGAGGGGUCUCAACUUAGCUGCUAAUGCUGCAGUUACUGCAGCCACCAAGGGACAGGGUGUGCUGUCAGACAAGCUGCGGAGUUUUAGCAUGCAAGACCUAACACUCAUCAAUGCGGAGGAUGAGCUGUCUCUGCACUCUUCAGAUGGCCGUGCAAGGCGGGACUCUGUUGAUGACAUGAGCUCAGGAGCCAGCACGUUGCCACGGGCCAGGAGCACCGCUGCACGACAGACUCGCUCCAUGGCUGCUUCAUCCCUUGCAGAUGAGAUAUCAUCUCAACACAGCUCAGACCAAUCAGAUACAAGAACUGAACACUCUGAUGAAUGGAUGGAUUCGGGAGAAAAGGCCCUCAAGCGGACCACCACCACCGCUGCCAAGACAACUAAGAAACCGGCUGUAAAGACAGAGGCUCAAAGCAAGACGGUGAAGAAGGCACCAAAGAAAAAGACCACAUCCAGUGCAGAGACACCUCCAUGA
This is a messenger RNA of Nerophis lumbriciformis (worm pipefish), 843 nucleotides long. The record is from RefSeq and is a predicted model, not a curated record. Lineage: Eukaryota; Metazoa; Chordata; Actinopteri; Syngnathiformes; Syngnathidae.